AUGUCUGAAGUUGAGGUCUCCAAACUUGUCGUGGGCGAUCUCAUCUACGCCUCCAUCCAUAUAGAUAGGGCAGAUAUGGCAAACCCCAAGGCGACCAGUGGGACAGCAAAGAAGAUCAAGAAGGGUGAACCAGUCGUUCGCCACUGUGUCGUCCUCGAGAAGAACGAGCAUUCAGUUGUAGUCACUUACCUCGCCACCUUCGGCGGUUCCAAGAAAUUACCGACCACAUUGCAGGAGGUCUACUGGUACCCGAUCGAACCCGCUGAGAAAGAAGGGAAACAUGAACCUCUCCCCGAACUGAAUCCCGGUGUAGCACAGUGGGCAUCACUGCGUAAGAAGCAGACGGUGACUGGGGAUGUCAAGAUGAGUGACAUGAGAGUUAGGAUGUCUGAAGAAUCUGUGCACCUCGUACUGAGCGCAAUGCAUGCAUAG
Molecule: messenger RNA, 432 nt
Organism: Fibroporia radiculosa
Lineage: Eukaryota; Fungi; Basidiomycota; Agaricomycetes; Polyporales; Fibroporiaceae
Exons: 3
Coding region: 1-432 (143 amino acids)
Source: RefSeq, a predicted model, not a curated record